This is a messenger RNA of Nicotiana tabacum (common tobacco), 1242 nucleotides long. The record is from RefSeq and is a predicted model, not a curated record. NCBI's taxonomy places the organism in Eukaryota, Viridiplantae, Streptophyta, Magnoliopsida, Solanales, Solanaceae.
AUGGAUAUUAAUAAUGCCUUUCUACAAGGAGAUUUAUAUGAAGAAGUCUACAUGAGUUUACCCCAAGGGUUUAUCAAACAUGGGGAGACCAAAGUAUGUAGACAUCUGAAAUCUUUAUAUGGACUCAAACAAGCCUUUAGACAAUGGAAUAUUAAGCUUACUGAAGCUUUGAUAGAGAGUGGACAUAAUCAAAUUGCAUUUGAUCAUUCUUUAUUUACCAAAAAACAAGGAGAUGGUCUAGUAGUCAUUCUCAUCUAUGUGGAUGAUUUGCUAAUUACUGGUAGUCAUCAAACACUGAUAGAAGAUGCAAAAAUGACCCUACACAAUCGAUUUAAGGUAAAGGGCCUUGGGGAGUUGAGAUACUUUCUUGGUGUUGAAGUGCUGAGAUCCAAAAAGGGAACAUUACUUAACCAAAGAAAGUAUGCCUUGGAGCUUAUUUCUCAAGUUGGCUUGAGUGGAUUUAAACCUGCUAAAACACCUUUGGAACUUAAUCAAAACUUGACCACUGUUGAUUAUGAUGCUCAUGUAGGAAAUACUGAUGAUUUAGAGUUUGAAGAUGCCACAACAUAUCAACAGUUAAUUGGAAAGCUCCUUUACCUUACCAUCACUGGACCAGAUAUUAGCUUUGCAGUUCAGAGCUUAAGCCAGUUCAUGCAGCAACCUAAACAAUCACACUUGGAGGUAGCCUUUAGAGUGAUUAAAUAUCUCAAAAGUUGUCCAGGCUUGCGUGUGUUAUUACUUACUGGUCCUAUUACUAAUUUGAUUGCCUAUUGUGACUCAGAUUGGGCUUCCUGCCCUAACACAAGGAGGUCAGUCACUGGAUAUGUUGUCAAGUUAGGUGAGGCACUCAUUUCUUGGAAGUCUAAAAAGCACCAUACUGUAAGCAGGAACUCCGCAAAAGCUGAAUAUAAGAGCAUGACAACAGCAGUAGCUGAAGUCACUAGGGUUGUUGGUCUAUUACAGGAGUUGGGACUCACUAUAUCCCAACAUGUGUCCUUGUUCCGUGAUAAAAAGGCAGCUAUCCAAAUUGCUAGCAAUCCCAUUUUCCACGAACGCACUAAGCACAUUAAGCUUGAUUGUCAUUUUGUGCAUGAAAAAAUCAAGUCUGGGCUCAUUCUUCCUCACCAUAUUUCUUCUGCUCAACAGCUUGCCGACCUACUGACCAAAGGCUUACCUGCUGCUCAACAUCAACUUCUCUUAUCCAAGCUUGGUGUGUUUGAUGUCUUUCACCCACCAACUUGA